AUGUCAGUCAAUGGACGUCCUCAUGCUGCUUCCGAGCAUUUAUCUGUAGAAUAUGCCAAGCCGCGUAAUAGCCCUUGCUAUCGUAUACGCCGCGAUCUAUAUAGCCGCGCACAUUACGUACACAUAAUAUACUCGUUCGCGGUGUCCAACUCUGUAUCGGUUUUCCCUGCCGAGGCUGCUCUAGCGUGUCGAUUAUUAUUAAUAUUGACUCUCUGCUCUCUGUGUGCUCUGGGCAGUGAUCGUUCGGUAACGGCCGAGAUUGCUACGGCUACUACUACUACGACCAACGACGACAACAGUACCUGCAACAGCAAAAAAGGCAACAGCAACAGCAACAUGGAACUCUCGACGCUUAGCCUGAAUUUCGGCUCGCUGAAUCUUCUCGAGCUCUGGAAGAAUCGCUCGGGCGCCACAGCGACCAGCAACAACGGCAACGUCGGAGCGACGGACGAGAAAUCCACGACCUCCGGAGCGCCGGAGCAGUUGGAGAUCAUCACGCUCGACCAGGUGGCCUGGCACGACACCCUCGAGGACUGUUGGCUCGUCAUCUGCGACUACGUGUACGACUGCACCGAGUUUCUCAGGAGCCAUCCGGGCGGCCAGGACGUGCUUCUGGAGUACGCGGGCCGCGACGCCACUCUGGCCUUCGUCGGCUACGGUCACUCCAAGGGCGCCAAGAGGAUACUCAAGAAGUACCUGAUCGGUGAGCUGCCGCUCGAGGAGAGGAUAUUUCGCACCGAGAACGGCAUCAAAGUUGGUGACUUUGACUGAAGUGUGUCCUCUCCCAGUGCUCACGAUAAUUGAAUCACUUGACAUAAUAUAUUUGCUGUUUCUCUCGGCUAAUUUUGUUUUUCGAGGAGCAAAAAAGUUGACGUAUAGCUUUUUUGUUUCGAACUUACUCGAAAAGCCAAAAAACUUUUCUCUCUCGAUUGAAAAAAAAGAAGAAGAAUUUCAAUGAUUCGUGUAAUGCGAGUGCGAUAAUUGUCGGUUUACGGGUCUCCUCGCUCAUUAAAAGCAUUUAUCAUGCGACGAACUGAUGAACAAGGUCGUGCGCGCGCUGUGUGAACCGCUGCCUUCGAUAUAUUACACUGCCGAAUGUACAAAAAAAAAAUAGUGAAAUUACAUAUCUUUACACUUACGCAAGACUAAAUUUUUCUAUCUCGCUCCUGUAACAAACGACAUUCGAGGCGUGAUAUUACUUUGAUUGUAUUUGUUAUUCAAUAAGCAAAAAUAUCUUGCACGAUGAAAAGCAGAACGACGUACGUCAUAUUAUAGUUAAAUUAAGGUAAUUAUAGAUGUUUAAAUACAUUAAAAAAAAAAGAGCAAGUGAAAAUGAUCUGCUAAAAAUAUAAAUACGUGCCAACAACGUUUUUAUAUUAUGAGUUUAACGAUUAGUCGGUAAUGUUAUUAAUGUCCGUUUGUUCAACUAGAAUACUCGAUCGGCACUCGAGUGAGACGUAUACAAAGAGAGCAAAUGUGCAACACGGAUAAAUACACAACAUGUACAAUCGCGCAUCGGAAAAUUUAUUUGCGUAAAUUUCUAUUUGCAUGUAUACGCGAGAUGGGGCGCUCUCGGCUCAAUACGAGAACAAAUAAUAAAAGUGAAAAAGACGUGAAAUCCAUUUGUAUUAAAUCUCUCUUUGAGUUGAUUUCUGCCCCUGAAAAUUUAGUCUUGAAUAAAAAAAAAACAACGACGAAAAUUGUGGCCAUAUGUACUCAAUGUUACUUUUAGUACGUUACGAUAUUUUUUUAUACGCAAUGAUAUAAACUUAAUUGCUCAUAGAUAUUGUCUUACAUAAACUAGGAACAGAUCUAAUUUUAAGGAAAAAAAAACAUCAACUUGUAAUUUUGUGAAACUAGUCUUCUGUUUUUUGAUACUUGAAA
Molecule: messenger RNA, 1884 nt
Organism: Trichogramma pretiosum
Lineage: Eukaryota; Metazoa; Arthropoda; Insecta; Hymenoptera; Trichogrammatidae
Exons: 3
Coding region: 1-771 (256 amino acids)
Cellular component (GO): intracellular membrane-bounded organelle; membrane
Molecular function (GO): heme binding
Source: RefSeq, a predicted model, not a curated record